This is a messenger RNA of Zingiber officinale, 739 nucleotides long. Its product is annotated as WEB family protein At3g51220-like. Bases 2 to 604 code for a protein of 200 amino acids. The transcript is spliced from 2 exons. The record is from RefSeq and is a predicted model, not a curated record. Lineage: Eukaryota; Viridiplantae; Streptophyta; Magnoliopsida; Zingiberales; Zingiberaceae.
CAUGGCAGAAACCCUGGAAGGCCAUGCAUCCUCUGUUCCAGCUCAAGGAGAGGUGGACACCACUCGCCCCUUCCGAUCCGUCAAGGAGGCCGUUGCAGUCUUCGGGGAACGCUUGCUUACCGGCGAUGCUUCUUCUUCUCAUAAGGUCACUGCUAGUUCCAAAGUAGACACCCCUCCCAUGCCAAUUCUUUCAUUUCCAAAUCUGGUUCCAAAACCAGCUGAAGUCGAGGAGAUAAAGCAAGAGUUGAUUCAUAUGAAGGAGAGGGAGUCCCAAACAGCCAAAACAAUUGCCAAUCUCAGGUCCCAGGUACAAGACCGAAUCUCUAAAUUAGAAGCAGCAGAGAGUGCUCAGCCAGUAGAUCAAUGGCAAGAGUAUAGAACAACAAACUUAGAAGAAAGAUUUGAGUAUUUACCGAGUUUGCGUCAAGUGCUGAGCAUCGUCAGGACAGAUGACCAAGACCAAUUCGGUCGAAGACGGAUUAAGCUGCAGAAGAAAAAGCCUAUUGUUCCAUUGGUAGGAGAUAUGUUCUCCAGGAAAAAAGGAGCCAAUGUAGAUCUCAGUAGCUCUUUCUACAGUCGUUCCUCCAUUAACAGCUUCACUUAAUGUUUGUUCUACAUGUAUUAUACGUCAUCCACUCACUUUAUAUCGUGUUCAAUUCAAUAAGUUCUGUACGUUUUCCAUUACAAGAGUCGAAACAUAUUAAGCUUUGUUUGUUGCUGUGCCAAAUGAGAUAUGGAU